Messenger RNA from Epinephelus moara (kelp grouper), 1204 nucleotides. RefSeq names its product eukaryotic translation initiation factor 4E-binding protein 1-like. The coding region runs from base 216 to 566 and encodes 116 amino acids. Lineage: Eukaryota; Metazoa; Chordata; Actinopteri; Perciformes; Serranidae. The transcript is spliced from 4 exons. Gene Ontology annotation, molecular function: eukaryotic initiation factor 4E binding. Gene Ontology annotation, biological process: negative regulation of translational initiation. The record is from RefSeq and is a predicted model, not a curated record. Gene Ontology annotation, cellular component: cytoplasm.
UGUCUGCUCUCUGUCUGUCUGUCUGUUGUUUUGUGUGCCUGUAGAGGGUGAGUGAAAGCACAGGAACGUGUGCUCAGGUCCUUUUUAACAAAAGAACCUGGACACCUUGUGUGUGAGACUGCGUGUUGUAAUGUGACGACUUUAGAUACUACCUUUCAUCAUUUGCACUUAUGACAAAGAGUUAGCUAGUGUUAGUUUAUUACAUUUGAGACAAGAUGUCAACUGAGUGCCAGAAGACCACUGCCAAGGCCAUCCCGUCGACCAGGAAGGUGACCAUCAACGACGCGGCGCACAUGCCCCAGGACUACUCCACUACUCCCGGAGGAACCCUGUUCAGCACCACCCCGGGCGGUACCAGGAUCAUCUACGACCGAAAGUUCCUGCUGGGGUGUCGUAGCUCUCCUGUGGCCAAGACUCCUCCGCGAGGUCUGCCCAACAUUCCAGGGGUGACCAGUCCUCCACACACCGACGAGAAGGCCCAAAAUGGAGAACUACUGAACAACAACAUCACUACACCGGAUAGCAGCAACACUGGUGAAGAAUCACAAUUUGAAAUGGACAUCUAGGUGGUCCUGGAAUGAGCAUUAUGAUGUCAGACUUAGCAACACGAUGCUGUGAAGAGAGGCUCAGGAGCACCUUCUUGUUUCCCAUCAUCCAUUCCACGAAGACCGAAGUUCGCCUUCAGUAUCUCCAGUGUCUUAGUGUUUUUAAGUCUGUCUUUCUUAAUCUCAUUUGCUUGUUUUGCCCAGAACAAUUCUGUAAUGAAACUUUUUCAGCCUCAAGGCUUAAACCUGAUUAGUGUGUGACAAAGUGUGCCUUCCUGUUGUGGCUACAAGUUUAAACUCGUCACUGAGAAUUACUUAACACCAACAACGCCUCAUCCCUAAGAACUGAGAUACAUUAAUGAAAAUGAAGAUCAAUAGGGACAAAGAGUAAAUGAAAUUUGCUGUAUUUAUAACCAUUCCAACAGGGUUUAUCACUUGAUGUGCUUUUGUUUCCACAAAUUUCCUGACACCUCUCUUCAGAUACUGCCUUGAAAUGGUCAAGAUGCUGUAUGAUUUUCAAUUAUGCUCUUAAAAAUGAGUUCUUCACCUGAAGUGUCAUACGGAGAAUGUAAAACAAUUUUGUUGAUGAAAUUUUUGAAACAGAUUUUCACACAAUUUGUAGGGUGACAAAGCAUUAAAACGAACACCAUUAAAGCAAA